Penicillium olsonii is the source of this 846-nucleotide messenger RNA. The record is from the annotation of a GenBank genome assembly. Lineage: Eukaryota; Fungi; Ascomycota; Eurotiomycetes; Eurotiales; Aspergillaceae.
AUGGGUUUGUUUUUUCUUUUUCCCGCAGAAGAUGUGCCAGCUGUAGAAAGUAUUUAUCCCUCUCCAUUCCGCUCUUCAGCACCUCAAAUCAAUCCCAUCAUGCACAUCCUCCCCAUUCUUCUCUCCCUCGCGGGUUCAACCAUCGCCAACGAUGCCAUCGUCGGUGGAUCCAUCGCCAAAGAGGGACAGUUCCCCUACCAAGUCUCUGUCCGAACCUCCUCGUUCAUAUGUGGUGGAACCAUCGUCGACAAAGACCACAUCCUCACAGCCGCCCACUGCGUGGACGGCAAGCCCACCGAAAGACUGAAGAUCCGAGCAGGCUCACUCAAGCACGCUUCAGGCGGGACAAUCGUCCAGGUCGCCAAUGUCACGCAGCAUCCAGAAUGGAACGCAGACACCCUGAAAAACGACAUUGCUAUUCUGAAGCUGGCCUCGAGUCUGGACUUCGGAUCGACCAUCGCUGCCGUGGAGCUGCCGGCUUCAUCGGAUGCUAUGCCGGAGACAGGGACGCAAUGCUCUGUAUCGGGUUGGGGGGCGACUUCGGCUGGAGGUAGCACUCCCUCUAACCUUGAGGUUGCCUACAUUGAUGUCAUCGACCAUGCUCAAUGCGUGGAGGAGUACAAGAGUGAUAAUGAGGUCGAUGACUCUAUGAUCUGUGCUGGUGCCGAGGCGGGCGGAAAGGAUGCUUGUCAGGGAGAUAGCGGUGGUCCGCUUGUGGAUGUGAGCACAAAGAAGCAGAUCGGAGUUGUUUCGUGGGGAUUGGGGUGCGGAAGACACAACCAGCACGGUGUGUAUGUGAGCACUGCGGCGUAUCUGGAUUGGAUUAAAGAGACGGUGUCGUCUUGA